Molecule: messenger RNA, 735 nt
Organism: Meloidogyne enterolobii
Lineage: Eukaryota; Metazoa; Nematoda; Chromadorea; Rhabditida; Meloidogynidae
Source: the annotation of a GenBank genome assembly
AUGCGUGAAAAAUUGACGGUAGAAACGGAUAGACACAUUGCAUAUUUGACAAUUUACAGCAGUUCAAAUGACGAAGACGAUCAAAUGGAAGAAGGAGGGAAUUGCAGCACAUUUGAUAGUGGGACUGGUGACAGUGCUAAAAACAACAGCAGCAAAAAAAUUCGUCGCGACAAAAAAUUAAAGGAAGAAAAAACAAAAAUUGGCGAUGAUGGCGGGAAAGGAGGAGGAAGAAUAAACGGAGAAGAAAAAGAAGAAGAUCAAAUUGAUGGCAAAAUAUUAACAAAAAAUGUUUUAUUAAAUGAAGAAUCGUCGUUAACUCAACAAAAAUACAAUUUAAUAGAAGAAACAUCAGGAUAUAUUUCUAUGCUUCAAAUACAAAAUAAUAAUUUUGAACCAAAACCUGGACCUAGUCAACAACAACAACAAAUAUUUGAAGAACCAAAAAAUCAUUUAUCUUCUCCAAUUUCAGCAAAAAAUAAACAAAAAUUGUCUAAAAAAGAAGAAAAUGUCGUUAAUAAUUUUUCAUCAAAAAAUUCUCCACUUCCUCCACUUCCAAAAAAUUUGACAGAAUUUUCUGAAAAAAUAGAUAAUCAACAUCAUCAUUUACCUUUUCUUAGAAGAAGAAAUUUUAAUAAUGGGAGCAAUGGAAGAGGAAAAGAAAAUAACAACAACAAUAAAUUACAACAUAAACCUUCACAAAUUGCUAAUCGGACUUCUGUAAAAAAUUUUUUUUAA